GUGAAAUUUCAACGGAAACUCAUUUCAAGUUAAAAAUUUAACUAAGUUUGAUUCUUAAUUUAAAAAGAUGUGGUGUAAAUUUGACACCUCGUCGUUUGAAAAUGAAACUAUUGGAAAUUCAUUUGCCAUAAAUGGAAUUAUCAAAAUAUCAAAUGAAGAACAUAGUAAAAGAAAUCCUAAAAUCAAUGCUCAAUCUCAAAGCAAUAGAACGCUUAUUGCUGUUGAUAAGAGUUUAAUCCUUCUUGACAAUGAAAGCGAGAGUAAAUUUUUCAGUUUUGAAUCUGAAAUUGAUUGCUUUGCUGUUUCGAAAAGCGAUGACAUAAAAUGCAUCAAAAAGAUUUUCAACUUGGAAAAUUACAUUAUUGGAUUAAAUGAUGAUGGUCAACUCAUUGAAAUUUGUCCUUUCACAAAAACUAUUUAUAAAAUAAGAAAUAAAUGGAAUGAUGCACCAAUUGAGGACAUGCGAAUGCUAGAAGCUAAUGACGAAUACAUCGAGCUCUUAGUGCUGUCAGCAAUCACCAGUCAAAAUGAGCGGUUAAUGAAAAUCGUGGAAUUCCCAUCAAUGAAUAUUAAAAGUGAGUUAACAAUACCUGGAAUGUCAUGGCUCGUGACACAGCAGAAAUCAUCUGUAAACUUAUAUUUCAUCGCUGGAAUUGUCAAUGAAGAUAAUUACAUUCAAACAAUUGAGAUUCGCAACAUAACAGAAACUGAUCCUGAAGAUCGUUACAAUAAACUUUUGUUGCGAGGACAUUUCGAGCAAGCAGAAGAACAUGCAAAGGAGUUUGAAUUAAGUUUAGAGCCGUUACAUGAAGCUCGAGUUAGACGAUCAUUAAAUAUCCUCAAAGGAGUUAAAUCGUCAUCGGAAUUGUUCAGCAAAGAGUUUGACAAACUCAUGUCGCACUUGUCGUUGAUUGAAAACAAAGAAUUCUUGGUGAGCAUUCGCUUAAAUGAAAUCCCAAAUCGUUCAAGCAUGACAGUCUUCCUCACAUUCCUUCUCAAUAACAUCGACACAAAUGAAUUCCAAAGUCCAACGAACGAAAUCAAUGAAUUGUUGCUCCGACUUGAGACGCUUCGUCUGAUUGAUCCCGAUGAAUGCAACAUGCAAUGGGAGAAGUUUCUUUACAAUGCUGACAUGGGUCGAGUGGCAAUGGAUCAUUUCAAGUCCGAUGUCUCACUUUCUUGUAUCAUUUGGUCACGUCAUGCUUCUUCAAUUAUGCCACGACUCAACAUCAAGCAAUUUAAGCAAUGGCUAGAAAAUCUUCCAUCGACUGUCGAGCCUUUUGCUAUAAUUCAAUGGCUUAGAAACUUCGCUCCAUGCUUUCUUCAACUUUAUUCUCAUGAAAUGACGUAUUUAGUCGAUUGGUGUUUGAAACGAACGCACGAACUCCAAUUCUCAAAUUCAUGGCCAGAAGUCGGACUUGAAUUCAUCAACAACAUCAACGGAAUUUUUAAAGAUGUAAAAUUCUUGUUCAUUGACAUUCGGCGCGCUUAUCAUCAAAACAUGGAGAAGAUUCAAGCUUUUGUGUUUAAACUUGAGGAAAUGUUAGUUUUGAAGCAAUCUUAUCAUCUUACAAUGUCGUUGGAUGAAUACAGCAAAGGAUCGAUUGAAGAUACGGCAUUUCGAUUGUUGCAACGAAUUCAAAUGCAGAACUUUACACGACUGGUGAAUGAUUUCUUGUAUCCAAUCUUCGUUGAACAUGGCUCAACGCCGGAAGAUACAAUCGUGAAAUACAUUCAAUUCUUGUGUACAAAUAAAAGUCUUGGAUAUUGGCAAGAACGUGCAAUUUUGUCAAUUGAUUUGUUACAUAAUGAAGAGAAUCGCUUACAAUCAGCUCUCCUUGUCCUGAAGGUGUCGCCAGUACCUUGGAGUAAAGUUGUGUUGCCUUUGGCAGCUCUUGGAACAUCAAGUAGUCAUCCUUUAGCUAAAUCGAUUUACAUUGAAUACAAAACACAAGCAAUAAAGAUUAUUAAAGUGAAAUAUGGUUGGCCAAUCGAUUACUUUGAUUUGCAACAAGAUCGAGUGAAGCUCGUUUUCCGGAUAUUAAAAAUCAACAAUCCAGAAAUGAUUGAAGAUGUCGAAGUGCUCAUUAACUCUUCUCCUGGUGUUACACACGAAGCUUAUUUUCAUUUAAUACAUCGACUUGUUGAGUUAGGAAAAAUGGAUGAAUUCAACAAGUUGAUUAUGAAAAUUACAGAAAAUGUUGAUCGAUAUGACGAAUUAUUUGAAAGCAUUUCGAAUUCAUUCACUUCAAACAUUGAUGACGAUCAGGAAAGUUUUAGAAAAAAGAACGAGGAGGAAAUGGACCAUACAAUGGAAGCAAUUAAAGUUCUUUUCAAUCAAUUGAAGGGAAAGUUAGAAGACACAAAAAUUUCCUCCUUUGAAAUGAGAUUAAAAAAUUUGCGAAACAUAAUAAAAGUUCGUCGAUUAUUUAACAUAGAAUUGAAAUUAAAGCAUCUGAAAUCAAAAGUUGAACUUGAGAAGAAAUUCGAAGAGGGAAUUUCGAUUAUUGUUGAAGAAGUUCAUAAGAAGUCGUCGUUGAAUGGAAUUUGGUGUAAAAUUGAUUUACUUGGCGCAACGUUUAAUAAAAGUCGCUUUAUUGGAUGUCAGAAAGUUGCUUGGAGGUUGAAUAACAUUUACGUCACUUGUCACAUUGUUGACACGUUAAACUCUUCGAUGAAUGAAAUUGAGAGCAAAGAUAUCGAGAGUGUUAUGGAAUUCGCCAUUCUGAUGUUGUCACAACAAAUUGAAUACUUCGAGAAUAACAUUGGGACGUCGUUUCUGUACUACGAUCCUUUAGUCUUCCCCCUGGCGUAUGAAUUUCUCAAAAAAUGUUUGAUUCACAAUGAUCUGCUUUUCCAUAACAGCCUAAUUGAAGUUUUAUCAUGGCUGAGUACUGGUCGUAAUUAUUAUCCGAUUGAUGUCAUCGAAACAACGAAGAAACAGAGAAUCUUGGAUGAAAGAAUAUUUGAAAAUUCCUCGACAACAUCGUCGGCAAUGAAAUUGAAUGGAAAGGAUAAUCAUCGUCGUGAAUCUUUCUCAAUUUUUGAGACCAUUGAGGACAAAAUAAUUUCAACUCCAACACAGCAUACUACAAAUGAACAUUUGAAUCCUGUUCUUAGAAGUAUCAGCAAUUGUCUUCGACUAAUCUUAUUUGUCGUCAAGACUAAAAAAGAGCCUUUUAAUCGAUUCCACAAAUAUCUUCAAAAUUCACCCAACAAUGACAUUCAACAAAUCAAAGACAAUUUCUUUGGAUCGCUUGAGGCAUUGUUGAAGUCGGAACAGCAUCAGCCGGUAGUGAAAUUGAUUCAUCACGUGGUUGAGCGUCAGAAAGAAGAAAACGUUUCGAUCAUUCCUCCAAUGUUUGCUACCACCAUACGUAAGAAGAUUCUCAAAUACAUGUUAAGUCAGAAGAAUCCGGAAUAUUUGCGUGCAUUUAGAAUUCUGCAAGCAGAUGAAAACAGUGAGGAGUGCAUGAAUUAUCUGCGCAGUGUGCUUAAGAACAGCUCACAGAAAAUCGCCUUCUCGACCUUCUCUGAGAUGUACAACAAAUAUGUUGGAAAUGUUGGCGGCGGAGCUGACGAAAGACAAAAUCGACUCAAAUUUUAUUACUAUUCUGAACUCUGCAAAUACGACCCGAACUUGAGAUUCAAAACGAAUUUCGAUUCGUUUGACAUCAAUGAAUUGUUGCAAUAUCUGGAAAAUCAUGUUUUGAACAUUGAACUGGUGAAGAAGUUGACCAAAGAUUUCGGUUGGGAUUAUCAAAAGGUUUUGGUUCAACAAAUUAAAAUUAUUCUUCAAAAAGAGUCGCUUGAAUUUGAGCUCAAGGCAAAUGUUUUCGGUAAGGAGGAAGUUAUCGUUAAGACGUCAGUUGAGUCAAUUCGGAAGAAACUUGGGCCGUAUUUAAAUGAUGUAACUAAUCACCAACUGUUGCUGAUAGAACUGAACAGCUUCAUUCGGGAAAUUAAUUAUUACUUUUACGAAAUGUAUCUGGUCGUGUUUGAAAUGAUUGAACAUUGCGGACAAUUGACGAGAGAACAGCAAAUUCAGCGUCACAUUCUUUUCCUGUUGAAGCAUAAACUGACGGAAAAGCGUCGUGGGGUUGAUCAAAGAGAAAGUGAUUGGUGGCUGAAGCUUCAUUUUAAUAGCAGCGGACCUUUGCCAGCGAUCUCUAAAUAUCGCCUUCCAUUCAAACCAAUCAUGGAAGAAGCGCUCGAAAAUAUUCUCAACGAAGAUCUCAACGUAGAUUCAUUUGAGAAAUUAAUUCCAUUAAUUAAACUUCAUGCUUCACACGCUAAUGUCGAUCCAGAAGAACGUGUCAAUGCUUGUGCAUUUACUGCCGUUAAGAAUUCUGUGUUGAAUUCAAAAGUUCAAUUUGAAGUCAACAAUGGAGCUGAAUGGAAUUUAAAACCGAAGAACAACGCUUUUCUUCAAACAAUCUUGCGAAUGGUUUCAUUACUCAAAGACAAGCCAAAACAGCUCGCAAUUUUGUAUUUUUAUGUCAACCACGCUCCAAAUGGUUCUGAUAAAGUCGAAGCGGCCUACGAAUGUUGGAAGUUUGCAUGUUGUAAUGAAGAUCAAUUAAAAGGCUCAAAAUUUUAUGAUUUAGUGGAGAAAAUUAAAAGGAAAUAUCCUCAAUUAAAAACUCAACAUUUACUCAAUCUUUAUGGAUUAUCGUGUGAUGACAAAGUGAUGCAAUUAAUUGAAAAUCCCCGUGAAUUAAUUCAAGCACUUUACCAACAUGAAUCAAUUCUUGGGCCACAAAAGAAGGAGAUUAGCAAACUGUGCGAUGAAAUUUCGAGACUUCACGACAUUGAUUUGUUGUCACUACAGUGCUUACUGCUACACAAGUGGCUUGCAUUCUCUAACGCUAAUUCCAACAAUUUGAGCUUUGAAGAAGGCGCUCAUGAUGCGAAUGAGACUUUAUACGAAGAUUUCAUUAAUUCUCCUACUAAUGUAGAUGAAACUGAAUUCAUCAGCGAUGAAAAUGUGGUUCGUGCUUAUUACAUUCUAAGCAGUUGGAAUGGAGAAGAAGCGAUGGAUUUCCUAGCGAGUGAGCUUGGAUCUUCAAAAACGAGCUCUGAAAAUCAACUUCAACUCUAUGAAACAUUUGCGAAACUCAUCGAUGAUAAGAACGAGGCUUACAUGGAUCUUGUUAACACUGAUCAAUAUCUUCACAUCAAAUGUUGUCAUUUACUCAAACAACUUGGAUUCCAAAUGAAGCCAGAAGUGUUUAAAGACACUGACAAACUGAAGUUGUUGAAGAAAGUUUGGGUGAGUCACUUCAAUAAUAUCAAAGGACUUGAAGUGAUGUCAUUUAUUUGCCUUGGAUUUAACAUUCAUUUGGCUCAAAUUUGGAAUGGAAUCUUGAAACAAAUGGUUUCAUUGAAAAUGGUUCAACAACUUUCGAUACUCGUCGAGAUUCUUUCAACGAAAUCUCAACUUCUUCACUUGAGUAGUUUGAAGUCAGCUUGGGAAUGCGUCAUUAAAGAUCCACUGUUGCAUGCUACGAAAGUUCGUUCGUAUGAACAAAAUGUUAAGCUUUCAAAAGCUUUAAUUCUUCUUCAAAGAUGUCCCGUGUCAACGUUCUUGUGUCUUGAAGAAUUUAUUGAAUUGUUGUUGCGAUUGGAUCGACCUCACAUGGCAGCUAUUUUCAUAGCAUUUGCUGCUGAGAAAGAUCGCAGUGUUUUCGUGAAGAUGUUUGAGUCAUUUAGCAAGCACGAUUUGAGAAAGAAUAUUAUUGAACUUGAGGAAUUUGGAAUAGCUCCUGUCAUUACACAAUCAGUAUUGAACAUUCUCCAACUGAAUAAUUAAAUAAUCUGAAGAGUGCAGCUACAUAAUAUUGAAUUCUUGAAUAUGUAAUGAUUACUGCUGAAAUGUUAAAAAUUGAAGAUGAAUAAAAAUUCAGUUGAUUAAUUUUUGAA
This is a messenger RNA of Clunio marinus, 5922 nucleotides long. The record is from the annotation of a GenBank genome assembly. Lineage: Eukaryota; Metazoa; Arthropoda; Insecta; Diptera; Chironomidae.